GAAGUUGGAAGUGGAAGAGAAGAAGCAGUGAAGACCACUUCAACUUCAACCAAUCAAUCUCUUUUCUUAUAAAAUAUUAAUAAUUAAUUACUGACAAAACAUUGCUUCCUCUGCAGACAACGGUAGUAGACAGUAGUAGUAGUGGUCAUUCCAAAAGUAAUUAAUAAUUAAUUAAUUUAUAUAAAAACACCCGCCUUUUCUUUAUUCCUAUUUUCCUUUUAUUUAAAAUAUUUUAUUUUCUGUAUCUAUGCAAUUUAUUUAUGGUGUGCUUUUUAGUUUUUAAUUUUAUUUUCCUUACAAAUAAUUAAUAAUCCCUAUUCUCGGAAAACCCAAAAAUUAUAUCCUUUCCUUCCCUUUAUUUAUCUACCUUUCUUCUCAUUUUCAAUUAGGGUUUGGGUUUUGAGCUUUUCCAUUCCUUAUCUUCCUUCAUUCCCUACCCCCACAAAUCUUAAUAUUUCCCGAUCUACUCGCACAAGCCGUUGUCUUCAGUAGAUUUUCAAAAAUACAAAAGUAGCCGUUGGAUCUUCCCCUUCGAGAACCGUUGGAUUUGUUUUUUUUUUAUUGUUACUAAUUUGGCUUUCCCUCUAAGUUUGACUUGAAAUGUCAACGGUCGAAGUGGAGAAGAAGGUUGAGAAAGAGGCAGAGAAGGGUGGAGAGCUUUUAUUCUGCGGCGGUACGUCAUGGGACACGGUUGGUCGGAAAAAGGGACCUGUUGAAGGCAAUUUGGUCUCUCCUACUCGACUUCGACCUCUCCUCAAUGUCAACAUCCGUUUUGUUGCCUCUGGUUGUGCAUCUUGUCAUUGUGUGGCGUUGGAUGUUGAAGGGCGUUGCUAUACUUGGGGACGCAAUGAGAAAGGGCAACUGGGCCAUGGUGAUAAGAUCCAGCGUGAUAGACCAACUGUGGUGUCUGAACUAUCAAAGUACAAAAUCGUUCAAGCUUCAGCAGGGAGGAGUCACACAGUUGUAGUUACUGACGAUGGACAGUCCCUAGCCUUUGGCUGGAACAAGCAUGGGCAGCUGGGAACAGGUUCUGUUAGAAAUGAAUUUGAAUCAUCUCCAGUUCGUUGUCAAGUGUCUGAUGUGAAAAGUACUGCAUGUGGGGCUGAUUUCACCGUUUGGUUAUCUUCGGUUGAAGGAGCUUCUAUACUGACUGCGGGCCUUCCACAGUAUGGGCAACUUGGGCAUGGGACUGACAAUGAGUACAAUACUAAAGAUAGCUCAGUGAAGCUUGCUUAUGAAGCCCAACCUCGCCCUAAACCAAUAGCUUCGCUUUCUGGUGAAACCAUCAUUAAGGUUGCAUGUGGAACAAACCAUACAGUCGCUGUGGAUGCAAAUGGUCACGUUUACACGUGGGGAUAUGGUGGUUACGGAAGACUUGGACAUCGAGAACAGAAGGAUGAGUGGGCGCCUCGCCGUGUAGACACGUUCCAGAGGCAAAAUGUUUUACCUCCUGAUGCAAUUAUAUCUGCCGGUUCCGUUAAUUGUGCAUGCACUGCUGCUGGAGGCCAAUUAUAUAUGUGGGGAAAAUUAAAGACUACAGGCGAUGAUUGGAUGUAUCCUAAACCACUCAUGGAUCUAAGUGGCUGGAAUUUACGUUGCAUGGAUUCUGGUAAUAUGCACCACUUUGUUGGAGCUGAUCAUUCCUGCAUAAGUUGGGGUCAUGCUCAGAACGGAGAGCUGGGAUAUGGUCCCAUGGGUCAGAAAUCUUCUGCAGUGCCAAAAAAGGUGGACAUUCUUGAGGGUAUGCAUGUUAUCAGUGUUGCAUGUGGUUUGAGUCACUCAAUGGUUGUAGUUGAUAGAACAAAUGUUGCCGACCAACUAUCGCAGCUUGAUAUAUAUGAUGGCAAGGCUUUUGGUGAAGCAGGGAUUGAAGAACCUCCAACCCAAACUAUAGCUGCAAAGCCAGCUGCAAAAAAGAAGAGUGCAGGCAAGGCAUCUGAGAGCGCCAAGAAGAGGAAGAAUGCAAAAGAAUCAUCUGACGAAGAUGAGGAAGACGACGACGAUGGUAGUGAUGAUGAUGAAGACAGUGAUAACAGUGAUGGCUUAGUCAAUGGCUAUAGUCAUAAAGGAAAACGGGGUGGGAAGGUUUCUGGGGGAGGUCGAGGUGCUCAAAAAGCACCAGCGACUGCAGGAGAAAAGCGAGGCCGAGGCCGUCCUCCUUCAGCAGACAAAAGCUCUAAAGCAGCACCUGCAGCUCAGGGGAAAACUGGAACUGGCAAAAGAGGAAGGCCACGCAGAUCAUAAUAAGUUAUAAGUUUUUCUAACAGGCCAUUUUUAAAAUUUUGCACUCUCAGUGUAGAGAUUAUUGAUCAACCGCUAUUGUAUUAGAACUUAAAACCGUACGUUUAAUUUUUUUUAAAUUUUCUGAUAUUUUUCAAUUUAUUUCCUCGAGAUUGUUUCCUUAGAUACUUUUUGAUUUGAUCUUAUUUAACUUAGAGCACUGAAAAACCAAAAUACGUUUAAACAAAAACCGAAAUAAGAUGAGUUGAAUUAAGUACCA
Molecule: messenger RNA, 2500 nt
Organism: Cannabis sativa
Lineage: Eukaryota; Viridiplantae; Streptophyta; Magnoliopsida; Rosales; Cannabaceae
Exons: 16
Coding region: 601-2244 (547 amino acids)
Source: RefSeq, a predicted model, not a curated record